AGACUUGAAAGGUGUGAUAGUCACUCUGAGUGAUGAUGGGCAUCUUCAGUGUUCCUACCUUGGAACUGAUCCUUCAAUCUUCCAGGCUCCUAGGGUUGAUUCUAGGGAAAUAAACUAUGAAGAAUUUGAUGCUGAAAUGAAAGAGCUUCAGAAGAUCAUCAAGGAGGCCACAAAAACACAAGAUAUUUUGCCCAAAUCUGAAAAACACAGAGAUCUAAUUGUGACAGCAGAAGUUUCACCCAAUUUGGAUGCAGAAUCUCAAGCCAUUGACAGUGAGGUAAAAGCAGAGACAGUACCAUCAGUCACAGUAAAGAUAAGGAUACAGAGCAAAGUGGCUGCACAGAAACCAAGCCUGGUGGUGUGUGUACAAGCUCCCUUAGCAGUGACCUGUGACCAGUUCACCUUUGAUGAUUUAGAACCAGGUUCAUCUGAAACUGUGGUCCUCUCUGUCUUUUUGAAGGGGAAUUGUUCUCCAUCAGAACUGGAAGGAGAAUGUCUAGUUUCAUAUAACAUACCCACAGAGCUCAAUCCUGAAGGAAUACCAAAGGUUGCCCAAUGUACCUUCAGGCUGCCGCUGCGCUUGAUUUGCUUUCCAGCUCAGCCUUCCAAAGCAGCAAACCACAAGCUAACUAUUGAUACCAAUAAACCUCCCAUCAGUUUUCUCAGCAUUUUUCCAGACUUUGUUGAUCCAUCUGAGGAUGACCAGGCAAAUGCUCUGGGAUUUCAGUUUUUAACUGGUUCAAAAGCCACUCUUCUUGCUUCAAAAACAUCACAACGAUAUAGGAUCCAGAGUGAUCAGCUAGAAGACCUUUGGCUGGUAACAAAAGAGCUCACACUUCGGCUCGAAGAACACUUCAAGAAGCAAAACUGCAAAGAUUUUGCCUGUACCUUUUCUGGUUCAAUUCCCCUGCAUGAAUACUUCGAACUAAUAGAUCGACAUUUUGAGCUCCGUUUGAAUGCUGAGAAGUUCCAGGAGCUGUUGUCUGAAAGGGCUGUGCAGUUCCGAGCCAUCGAGCGGCGGUUGCUGACACGAUUCAAAGACAAAACUCCUGCUCCUCUUCAACAUCUGGACACCUUGCUGGAGGGAACAUUCAGAGAGGUAAUAGCUCUAGCAGAUGCAGCAGAAGAAAAUCAAGCCAACAUGUUCCAGGCAUUCACAAAGUUGAGAAGUGCCACCCAUCUGGUGAUUAUGCUGCUUAGUCUGUGGCAGAAGCUGAGCACUGAUCAAGUUGCUAUUCUGGAAGCUACGUUUUUGCCAUUAGCAGAAGACACACAAGAGCUGGGUUGGGAAGAAACUGUGGAUGCUGCCAUUUCUUACUUGUUAAGAACUUGUUUGUCAAAGAGCUCUAAGGAACAGGCGCUGACUGUCAGCAGCCAGUUGUCCAUGCCCAAAGAUACUAGCAGACUGAAGAAGAACAUCACCCUCUUCUGUGACAGACUGGCCAAAGGUGGUCGCCUUUCCUUAAGUACAGACUCGGCCACUCAGCAAACUGCUGUCAUGCCAG
This is a messenger RNA of Merops nubicus (carmine bee-eater), 1505 nucleotides long. RefSeq names its product Bardet-Biedl syndrome 9 (gene BBS9). The annotation marks the transcript as partial. The transcript has 12 exons. The record is from RefSeq and is a predicted model, not a curated record. Gene Ontology annotation, biological process: cilium assembly. Gene Ontology annotation, cellular component: membrane; BBSome. NCBI's taxonomy places the organism in Eukaryota, Metazoa, Chordata, Aves, Coraciiformes, Meropidae.